Molecule: messenger RNA, 2187 nt
Organism: Frieseomelitta varia
Lineage: Eukaryota; Metazoa; Arthropoda; Insecta; Hymenoptera; Apidae
Product: zinc finger protein OZF-like
Exons: 2
Coding region: 217-1401 (394 amino acids)
Biological process (GO): regulation of transcription by RNA polymerase II
Molecular function (GO): RNA polymerase II cis-regulatory region sequence-specific DNA binding; DNA-binding transcription factor activity
Source: RefSeq, a predicted model, not a curated record
CACGCGCAAUGGGGGAUGCUUUUUGUAUAUUUCUCUUUUCUAUGUAAACGUUAGAACAACUUUGAGGAAGUAUGUGAUCGAGGGCAUCGACUGCUCGAACGAAUUGUGAAAAUAUCUACCGAAGAUUUCUGUGAGGUAGUUCAGUGCACCGUUAAGUCAUUGAGUUCGUGUAAGAUUGGAAUUACAAGUACAAGUAGCGAUCGAUAUGGCUGUACUAUGUUCACCGGGCUACGUGAUACGAAACCAACGCAACGUUUAACGCCGAAGAACAAAGCCGCCGCUGCUAAUCGAACGAAAGGCGAAUUAAAAGCAUCUUCGAGCAUUCUUCAAAGACGAGUUGCGUUUCGAGCCUCGGAGAACCACAGACGCAGAAGCGGCAGACUUUUGAACAACUCCAGUCGGAACAACGAGACGAAAGGCGUAAAUUCCAAGCAUAAAACAGUAAACAACGAAGAGAGGACUUCGUCGAAAAAUUCUACGAGCAAGAAAUUGUCACCGAAUGCCACCAGUUGCCCGAACGAAACCAGGCAAGAAUCUAACGACGAACAGGAAGAUCUAUACAAGAAGCUGCACGACGGUAGUUAUACCUGCGACAUUUGUCAGACGACGUUCGAACAAAAGAGAAAGAUUCUCCGUCACAUCGCCAGCAAGCACAGCUUUCAUCGGCCGUUCAAAUGUUCCACGUGCGACAAGACCUUCUUGUACAAAUGCGACUUGAAGGCUCAUCGUUCGAUCCACCAGGACGUCGACUCGAGUUUGCUCCACUGCUGCGACAAAUGCGGCUACCGGACGAAGGCGAAGAGCAACCUCAAGUCCCAUUACAUCAGACGGCACACCGACGACUACAAGUUCGCCUGCGAGCACUGCGGCAAGCGUUUCAAGAUGGAGUGGGACCUGAAGUUCCACGUCGGGACUCACGGCAGCUCGCAGCACAUGUGCGAUAUCUGCGGCAAGUUCUACACGAGCAGCUACUCCCUGUACAAGCACCGAAAGGUGGUGCAUUUGAACGAGUACAAGUUCCAGUGCGGCGUUUGCAACAAGCGGCUGUUGACGCAGGAGAACCUGGACAGCCACAUGCAACAGCACAGCCGAACGUACGAGUGCACAGAGUGCGGGAAGGUGUUCGCCUCGAAGAGGUAUCUGGCCACUCACACGACCACGCACACGGGCGUGAAACCUUAUGCCUGUCACGUUUGCGAGAAGAACUUUCGUACGUCCCACAUGAAGAACAUGCAUCUGUUGACGCAUUCAGCGGAGAGGCCGCACGUCUGCGACCUCUGUGGACAUUCCUUCAAGAGGAGGACUUACAUGAUUGAGCACAGGAGGAAACAUCCCGACGCUCAUUUGUCCUCGCCACCUGUGCCACUUGGCAGGAAGAGCGUCAGCGAACUGACGGUGUGAUCGAGAUUCCAAACAGAGAUUUCUUUGCGAUGUUAUCGUGUGUGUUUGACAAGUGACGACUUGACUGCGGAUUUUUUAUGCAUUUAUACGAGAUGAGAGUCAAUCGAAGUUUCUAUCCUCGUUACUUACUCGUGGCGAGUAUGUAAGGAUUCAAGCACUGAAGCUACAAAAGUUCACUGUGCAAAACUGUGCGUGAUAUUCAAUGUGUACGUUCGACAGGGAGAAAAGAAAAAUGCAAAACUAUAGAAACAUGAAUUUGCAUAAACAUCGGCAGUCCAUUGAUAAUAUUCAUAAUGACUUUGAUAAACACAUUUGUUUAGACUUUCGUACUUACCUCCGAAUGCUUCGACAGUGCGUGUUUUCCUGAUGAAAAUACCUUGUGCCAUUUUAAUUUAUAUUUGUACGGAGAAACAGUGUAAAUCGAUCCGAGAUCGAAUCGUAAUCGUGUGAUUGUAAUCGAGAGAAAAAGUAACGUAAUGUUUUACGAUACAAAUGAAAAACAAUUAAUAUUAAGCGUGUAGAAGACUGUAAAACAGCUUAUACAUAGAGAACGAAGACGCGAGUAAAUAUUUUCAAGAACGCUGCCGAUGUUUCCGAAAAUAUUUACUCACCUGCUUUAACCUACAAAUAUUCUCGUGUAAUUAUUUUUAUAUUUAUCCCACCUUCGUACGUUUGACGUUUCGCGUUUCUUUCCCAACGGUCUCUCUAAUUUUUAUACAAUCUCGUAAUGCGCAUUCGAACAAUCUAACACGAAGAUAUCAAUAAAGGCAAUCGUAGUGAGAAAUU